This is a messenger RNA of Anthostomella pinea, 666 nucleotides long. NCBI's taxonomy places the organism in Eukaryota, Fungi, Ascomycota, Sordariomycetes, Xylariales, Xylariaceae. The record is from the annotation of a GenBank genome assembly.
AUGAACCUGGCGACUGCGCUGGGACUGUACUGCGCGGUCAGCAAGGAGGUGGAGGGGUCGAAGCUCGUGUUCCCAGAAAACAAGACUAACUACCUCGCAUUUAACACUUGGACGUCUUCGAAGGUCCAUGCGGAGUUCUGUCUCUGGGCGGGCAAGGCUCCGAACGCGAAGAAUCAGCGCUUCAACGUCGUCAACGGCGACACCCAGAGCUGGCAGGACCUCUGGCCCCGCAUGGCUGCGCGGUUCGGGUGCAACGUCCCCGAGAAGAUGUUCCCAACCGGGGAUGCAGAGAAAAAGGCCUACCCCGGCUACAGCACCGCAACGAAGCUGCAUCCGCGACCGCUGGUCAAGGAAGUCGAGACCAAAAUGGGCCUCAAGGAUGAGUUCAAGCCAGAAAUGGGCCAAUCGACCGGAAGUGGUCAAGGCGUGGGAAAGCCUCGCGAUAGGCACGGCCUGGACGAGGGUGCAUGGGACCAUGCCACUUGGGGCUUCUUGACCUUCUUGCUUGGGAGGGAGUACAGCUGUGACGCCAGCAUGGGCAAGGCGCGGAAGAUAGGCUGGACGGGGUAUGCUGAUACGUGGGAGGAGUUCCAGAGGACGUUCAAGGAGCUGGAGGCUGCGAAGAUGCUGCCUCCUGUUGCUGAGUUGAAGGGCAACCAUCCGUGA